CGGCUCUGUUAAGUUGUAGUGCUAGGUUUUUGGUAUAUUUUAAAACAAACCCGAGCUUUCUAGCGUUUAAGAUAGCAACAGGAUUUGGGAAACCCGGACCCCACCUUUUUGACCAGUAAUCUACAGGUAAAACUUGUUAGACUCAAUAUUUUGAGCUGAAAUUUUUACUGUGAGAUACCUAUCAUGGGACACAACUCCCCUGAAAAUUUCAGCAAGAUUGGAUGUUCAGAAGCGAAAAUAGAAAUUAAGGUGGGGGGGGGGCCUUAAGAAAUAACUAAAGUAAACAACGUCAUUUCUAAAUGAAAAUAUUUCUUCCUUUCUGUACGACUCAGUUGAUGAAUUAGUGGAAGAAUAGAUGCGAUUUAUCUAACUGAAAAACUAACUAAUAAUUAUAAACUAAAUGCCAAUGAAGAUGUAAUUACAACUGUUCUUUAUGAGAAAGAGUGGAUCUUUGCAGUAUCUCUGUUAUUAAUAUUACUGGUUAUAAGGUAUUUAUAGUUAAUUGGUUGUUGAUGAAAAAAUAUAUUAUCAUCAAUAAUAAACAGAUUCGACAUUGAACACUUAUCUCUACUGAUCACAAUAGUAUUUGAUUAUAAAUUAUGAAUAUUGACAACAUUUAAAUGAAGAAUUAUACCCUAGUGGAAGAUCUUGCUUACUAGAUCUUUCACUUAGUCAGAGAGAGUAACAAAAACAAGUGUUAAAGUUGUAGAUGGAUACUGGAAUAGUAGAAUAUUUAAAAGAAAAAGGUGUAUUACUGCAAAUGCUAGUAACUAGCUCGUUAAAGUUUUAUUAGAAUUAAAAUUGAAUUGAAAGGAAUAGAUUAUAAAUGUUUUUACUAACUGAAUUAAGAAUAAAAUUUACCUAAGAAGUUGCUUUAUCGAUUUGUUCAGCAAAACAAAUGUUACUGUUGUUUGAAAUCAAUAUAAUUAUUCUUUUCUGAGAAUGACAUGUAAUAACAUCACAAUACUAGACCUUUUAUAGAGCUUUGGAAAAAUUGUUUGUUAAAAACAAAAAAAUAUAGAUCAAUCUUUUUUUUCUUAGGGUAAAUUUUCCUAUUGGUGGAGAUGAAUUUUUUCUUCAUUUAUGAAUCAACAACACUAUGAAAAUGAUUCAAACUUUUGUCUCCUUAGAAACAGUUUUAGGAAGUAAAUUCCUUUAUUAUAAUUAAUAUUUUCUUGUUUACUUAAAAUCGAAGAUAAAAAUCUUGUUGAUUAUUAUUUGAACUAAAACUAUUAAAUAUUUCUUUUAAUAUCUGCUGAUUAGUUGUAGAAAAAUCCGAUAUCUGCAGUUAUAAAAUAAAACAUUGUAAUUUGAGAUGUUUGUGAUUUAAAUACUUUUGAAGAGAGAGAAUUGGAAGUAUCAAUAUUCUCUUAGAAUUUACAAAUAUUAAUCAGGGCAGUAAAGGUUGAUUAAUUGUCACAAAUAGAAAUGUUUCUUUAUAAUAAGGCAUAAAUAUAAACAAAAUUCUUAUUUUAGAGAAUACAGAUAAAUUCCAUUCAGUAGUAAGUAAAUGAAGGAACAGAGUACAUUUAUCAUAAUUCUUUUUUAUCAUCGACAACAUUUUCAAAUGGGAUAAUGCUAGCUGACAGAUGAAGACUACAUAUAAAAAGGUUUUAUGGAAAAAAUCGUUUGUUCACACUAUUGCACAUGUAUUAUAUUGAACAAAGAUUUUCUUCAUCUUUAUUUUAGGAAUAAAAAAAAUUGUUUACCAUUACUUAAUAAAGUAACUCCAGGGUGUUUUUAUUGCAAAAAAAUUUCAAUGCAAGGACCAUCAUUUCCAGAAGAUCAGCCUGAAAAAGAAAAUAUUAUAUCAACAAAAUGUCGAUUUCUUCUUUGGAGUUGUGUUUUGACUCCAAUAUCAAUUAUUAUUGGUACUGUUGUAGUAAUUAUAUUGAUUCGUUAUCAAUCAUCAUUUUCAUCCAUCGAUAUAAAAUAUGACAUUGAUAUUCCAUGCAAUCCAUUAAAAUUUUCAAAUUAUGCAAGCUAUUCGACUAAAAAUGGUCCCUGGUCAAUAAGCACUGGUUAUUUAGAUGCAGAUUCUUUUCUUGAUAUUGUUGUUGCUAAUAGAGAUGAUACAACUAUUAGUAUAUUCUAUGGUUCCGGAAAUGGAAAAUUUCAAAAACAAAAAACAUAUCUGACGACUUCACAUUGCACUUAUGUUGCUGUUAAAGAUAUGAAUAACGAUAAUAAAUCAGAUAUUAUUUUGACUUAUUCUCACUCAAAUGAAAUUGCCAUUUUAAUCAAUGACGGUAACCAAAAGUUUAAUUCGCCAAUAACUUAUGCAGUUGGAUUUUUUCCAUAUUGGCUUAGUAUUUCAGAUUUUAAUAAGAAUAAUUUAUUAGAUAUUGUUGUUGUCAAUAGUCAUGAGGCUUCUGUUACUAUUUUAUAUGAUUAUUAUAAUUUAUCAUUCAAUUAUUCGAAAACAUAUACAGUCGGGAAUGAUGUUACAGCUGUAUCUGUUGCUGAUUUUAAUAAUGAUUCGUAUCCUGAUUUUGUUACUACUGAUUUUAGUGAUAAUACAAUUAGUAUUUAUAUGAAUUCUAAAAAUGGAAUGUUUAAAAAUAGAAAAAAAUAUUUCGCAGGUAUUGGUCCAUGGGGUAUUGCCACUGCUGAUUUAAAUAAUGAUAAUUUUAUAGAUAUUGUUAAUACUAAUGACAAAUUAUCUACAGUAAAUGUUUUUUUUAAUGAUGGAUAUGGAAAUUUUAAUAGACGAGAUACAUAUUAUAUUGAUGGAUAUUCAAGAUCAGUUGCAUUAGCUGAUUUAAAUAAUGAUACAUUCAUUGAUAUUAUUGCCCCAUGUUUUAAUGAUGAUUUUGUUUAUAUUUUUUUAAAUCAACAAAAUGGAAAAUUUCAAACAUAUCAAAGAUUUACUACCCAAUGGUAUGGUAUAGCUGUUACAACUGCAGAUUUUAAUCAAGAUGGAAAAAUAGAUAUUGCUCUUGCUGCUAAUUAUGAUGAUACUUUGAAUGUUCUUUUAAAUCAAUGUUAA
This is a messenger RNA of Adineta steineri, 2989 nucleotides long. The record is from the annotation of a GenBank genome assembly. Lineage: Eukaryota; Metazoa; Rotifera; Eurotatoria; Adinetida; Adinetidae.